Messenger RNA from Uloborus diversus, 10065 nucleotides. RefSeq names its product serine-rich adhesin for platelets-like (gene ash1). Bases 160 to 9546 code for a protein of 3128 amino acids. Gene Ontology annotation, molecular function: histone methyltransferase activity; chromatin binding; protein binding. The record is from RefSeq and is a predicted model, not a curated record. Gene Ontology annotation, cellular component: nucleus. Lineage: Eukaryota; Metazoa; Arthropoda; Arachnida; Araneae; Uloboridae. The transcript is spliced from 27 exons.
UCACUCAUAAUAAGAAUGUUUGUAUAUAUUUUAUUUAAAACGACUAAGUAUUUUUUAAAGAGUUGAUUUCACUUUUUAUUUUUUAGGAGCUCCGGUCAUGGUAAUAAAAAGUGAGAAAGUUGCUGACAGAAGACCAAAAAUGAGCAGGAAUGUUUGAGCAUGGCACAGAGUCUGUUGACUCAGCACGGCGUGGAGUACGGCUCCACGAUGCGAACGGUGGCGGCUAAGAAACAUCUUGCCAAAAAAUGGCGUUCGCGGAAGCAGAGCUGUAGCGAAUCCAGUAGUUCUACAAGUGAAAGUUGCAGCAGCAGUGAUUCAGACGGUGAAUGUAGUUCAAGUAGAAGUUCAACUACAGCAGAAAGAGAGUUCUCUAUUGUGAAAGAAAGUAACUUUGCUAAUGGUCCUCUGAAACUAAAAAUAGCAGCGAGACGUAUUAAGAAAGCUCAAGAUGUUGCAAAUGGCAAUUUUGAUCCUGAAGAUGGCUCAAUGGAAUCUCCUUUAAAUGGCAGUGAGCCUGGGAAACUUGACAUUGUUGGGAAAAAUGCAAGUGGAAUAUUAAAAUGUUCUGGGAAAAAAUGUGAAGCUUCUGAUAGAAGACGUUGUAAAAGGAAAAGUAGUCAGAAACGAUGUCUCCAAACAAAAGAUUCCAGAGUGACGUGUAAUGGCCCAUAUUCCAGCUGUAAAGCUCCUAGGAAUGCUAGACGAUGUAGCACCAGUGCCAGCUCCAGUUCAUCAAGUUCUAGUGGCAGCUCCAGUGGCUCCUCUGGUAGCAGUAGUAGUGGUAGCACAAGUGGUAGCAGUACUGGUUGUAGUAGCAAUAGUAGUAGUGGAAGUAGCUCCAGCGGUUCCAGUAGUAGUACAAACAGCUCAAGUAGUAGUAGCAGCUCCAGUGGAAGUUCAACCGGUUCUGAAAGUGAGACAUGUUGCAGUGUUUCCAAUUAUAGGUAUUGUAGGCGUAAGAAAAAUAAAGUAUGCAGAAAAGCAUCUACAAAGUGCCAAGCCACUUGCACAUUACCAUACAAGCCAUCUUGUGAUGGAACUAUUUCUUCCAAAACAUCAUGUACAAAUGAACAUAAUAAAAGAUCAUCUGAUAAACAGGAAUUUGGAAAGGGCAAGUGUGUCACAAUUGACUGUGCGCGGAAUAAGAAUAUGCAAAUUAGUGAUAUCGACUGCUGUACAAACUCAUCGUCCGAAGAAGAUGGUUCUAUUGUGGAUGCUAAGGAUGAAAGUGUUCAGGAAUGCUUUAGCAUGUGGAGAAAAGUGGAAGAAAAACAUUGUGCCAUCGUUGAAGACAACUUCAAAAACCAAAGUAGCUCAGAACUUAUGCAAGUUUUAAGUGUAACUAAUGCAGAAGUUGAAUGUAAUAUUACCAGUAAAAUUGAACUAUUAAAAUCAUCUGAUAAACAGUUAAAUGUAAAUAGUGCAAGUUUUAAAAAUCAAAAUAGUACAAGUUAUGGUUUUGGCUAUUGCAUGGAGCAAAUGCCAUCCAUUUUGAAGGAAACUUCUGUUGCUGCAACUAGUCUUGAUUUGGAUGCUCUUCCUGUUGCUUUGUCUCAUGUUUCUCCGGACAGUGGCAUUCAAUCUUCGGGUGAUUCUCCUUUGCGGAUUGAAUGUGAAGGGUCAGAAUCCAACAGAAACACAAAUCAGAUGCCUGUCAGUCCUGUCAAUAAUGAAUUCUAUCAGACCAGUAAGCAAACUGAAAAUCAUCUUGAGAAACUUGAAUCAGAAGCCCCUAAGCAUGUAUCUCCGACUCCUUCACCCCCAGUUUUAACCCCAUCAGAACCAUUGUGGUCCCAAAGACACGAAGAGCCAGUGCCUAAUGUUGAAAAGAGGAAAUGUUUUGUGGAUGAUGAUCCUGCUCCUUUACUGAUCCAGGAAAGUUUAGAAUCAAAAUGCAGCAGCCCCAAACCCGAUGAAGAUUCUGCUUUUGAAUUAAAAUCUGCGAAGACAUCUGUAGGGGAAGAAAUACAGUCAGCUAGCAAAAAAACUAUUGAUUCUGAGGAAACAACCAAACCAAAUAAUGUCCCACUAUCUCCAGUUAUAUCUGGCUUAUCUUGUGACAUUAAAGUUACUAAUUCAGAUACAUUUUCACAAAGUUCCCUUCAUUUGAUGUUCAGUGAACAGUCAGUGGGGGAAGAAAAAACAGAGUGUUCUGUAUUUUCAAUUCACACAUCUUCACAAUUAUUACCAUCAGCGUCCACAUCCGAAUAUAAGCGUAAAAGAUGUAAAACAUCAAAGCGAAGCAAUGAUGUAAAUACUAAGGCUGACAAUGAGCUUCAACUUUUAGUUCAAAGUGUUCAAGAUUCCAUAAGUUCUCAAUUUCAAGGAGUAGAAUCGGAUGAACUCAGUGAUGUUGAUGUUAACAGCAUACCUGUAACAGCUUUGACUUGUGAUGCUACUGGUGAUAGUUUCUGUGAUAAACUCUCAAGUGAUGACAACAUCGAUAUGUUUUUAAAUACCAGAGCUUGCAUGUCAAGUGAUGAGAAGAACAACAAAAGUACCGAAAUCAAGGGCGACCCUACGUGCGAUGUGUCCAGUAAUAUGAAUUCGGAUCAUCCAGAUUCAGACACUACUUCUGUGUGUGAGAAAAUGCUGGUGGAUUGUUCAGAAAAAGUUAUAUCACCUACAAUUCAAAAAGAAAAUGAGCUUGCAUCUACAGAAGCAGAAGUAAAACAUGAAGAAAUUGCUGUUUCUCAUGAAGAAAUUUCUGAUGAGGUACAGCAUGAAACAAAACCAAUUAGUCCAGAUGUAUGCAGUCAAUCGAUUUCUAGCACAAUCGGAGCAUCAGAAAACUCGGAAAAACUGUGUGAAGGUAGUAAUAAUGAUCAAGUACUUGUUGCAUCAUUGUCUAACUCUGCCCCUCAAACUAAACAGGAAGAUAACUCAGUUUUGUGCUUAACUGAAAAUAUCUCUGAGAGCACUGAUGCAUGCAUUAUUAAUGAUUCAGAUAAGAAAUCAAAUCAGACUAGUAAAGCAGGCAGAAAAAAGUCAUUGAAAAAGGGAAAACGCAAGGGCAAGUCGACUAAUUGCAAACCAGUACCAUUAGAAAAAAAGUGGGAGGAACCCGUUUCUCAAAAUGAAAUUGUUGAUGCGUGUAAAGACAAAUCACUGGAGCCCAUUGGAGUUCCUACAGAAGUUGAAGCAAAAAUAGUACCACAUAGUGUUAAUUCUGAUUCUUCUCUCCAUGAGGAUGUAGAAUAUUGCUUAAAAAAUUUAACAAUUGAAAGUAUUCCAUCUGAUGCCAAAGAAUCUCCUAUGCCAAUUCAAACUGAUGUGACUACUGCUUUAAAUGAAGCAAAAGUGGAUUCUUCUAUUGCUCAAGAAUCUGAAACAUCGCCAAAGCAAUCUUUAGAACUUCUUACAGAAUCUCCUUCUACAGCUUCAUCUUCCAUGAUUCAGGAAAUAAAACAGUCGAAGAAAUGUGCCAAGAGUACUGUUAAGAGUUUAAAAGGAAAGAAGAGUUCCAAUGUUAGUAAAAAAAGUAAAGGCAAUACUCGUGGAAGAAAAAAAAUAAAUGUUGAUUUUGAAAGUGAAUGUGCAAAAAAUCUAGUUUCAGACAUUAAAAACCAAACCAAUAUGAAAAAUAUGUUGAGUGAUGGAUUUGAAUGCAACACCACUGAGCAUAGAAUUGAUGAAAAAAACAUUGAAAAUUCAUCAAGUAGUAAUAUUGAAUGUAAGUUAUCGUUGGAUGUUGAUGAAAAGAAUGAAAUGAUGCAAGAGUUAACAAAACCAACUGAAACAACUGGUGAACCAGAUUCCUCUUUGUUUUCCCUGCUUAGGAUCUCAUCUGAAACUAAUGUAGAAAGUACAUCAAACAAUAGCAAUCUAAUUAAAAAUCAAAUUAGUCACCAUAAAUGUAGAGGGAAAAGUUCUAAAACUAAAAGGUCAAAAAUUAAUUUAAAUAAAAAUGUGAAAAAUGGACAAUAUUUAUCAGAAAAUGUUGAAAAUAUUGAUGAAAACUUAAUUAAAGAGGAUAACAAAGAGAAAGAAAUUGAAAAUUUGCAACCUGUGGAAUCAAAUUCUGUUCAUAAUGAAAGUACAAUCAAAAUCUUACCAAAAAUAGAUGAUAGCAAAAAUAAAUUAAUGAAAGGGAAAGCAGAUGAAGAUCAGUUAAAUGAUGAAGCCAAACAAGAAUUGAAAAAAGGAAUUAUCCCACAAGAAGAAACUAAAGGAAAAUAUACUGAAGAAGAAAUGAAACAGAGCAUUGAAGAUUUGAGCAAGUCAUCAUUGCCAAUAAAUAUCAGUGAUAAUCUUAAAAAUGAUAACUUUUCUAAAGACGUCAGUGUUAAAACAUCAUUACGUAAAGAUAUUCGAAAUAAACGAAAAAAAGAGAUUGAAGCAAAAGCUUGCAGUUAUGAUAACGUUGAUGCAAUAAUUGCAGAAGUUGCCAAUGUUGGUAUUCAUGAUGAUGCUGAGACUAAAGAGUUUUACAGUAAUGAACAAGUAAAAGAUAAUGUGAAAGAAAUAUCUGUGUCUCCAGAUAAAUUUUCAUCACCUGAAAUUUCAGGAACAUGUGGAACCAAAGGGAAGACAAAAAAAGCUUGUAACAAAAUAAAUUCAUCCAAAACUGACAAAGAAUCUUCUCAAUCAUUAUCUGCCCAUUUAUUGGAUGUUUUAGUGGACUCAAAGCAAAGUUGUGCAAAAACAAAGCAAAUUGCUACUAACACAAGGCCCAAAAAAGUUUCUAAAUAUGUAGGGAAAAAAGAUACCCCCGUUGAAGAUAAUUCUUUGGUACCUUUGUCUGAAUUAGAUGAUAAAAAGGUGGAACUAAAAUCAAGAAAUGUCCUCGAUACUUCAGUAGAUGUUAUUGUUUCACCAGAUAUUGAUUGUACUGAUGCUAAAGUUCAAACUACAAGCAAGAGCUCAAGCAAACGAAGGACUUCCAAAGCUGUAAAAAAGGAUACUGCACCUCAGAAUGUUUCAAACAAAACUCUUGUAAAUAAAACUUCCAAAGUUGAUGCAUUGCUCACUAAGAGCUCCCUCCAAGAUGAUGAACCAUGUGAUGAUAAUAUCAAUGCUAAUGCUAAAUUAAAUGAUAAAAUGCCUAAGAAAGGAAAAACUACUAAAAGCACUAAAAAGGAUGCCAAAUCAAAAGUUGAAGAGGAAAAAGAAAACUUCGAUAUUCAGAAAGGUGAAGAGGAAAUAGAGAAAGGAAUUCACCAUACUUCAUCGACUAUAGAUUUUUCAGAAAUCAAUGAAACAGAUCUCUUAGAGAAAGAAUCAGAAAAAGAUGAUGCCUUAUCAUCAUUGUCAGUAAAUGAAGAAGAGUGCCAUGUACCUGACAAUUAUUCUGAUGCAUGUGGAUCAAGUGGAAUAGAUAGACACUCGUCCCUUGAAAUGAAGCAUUUAAAAAAGAAGAGAGCCGUUAAGGCCAAGUAUUCUGAAGAUCCGACUUUUAUUGCUGACUUAGAUGAUCUGGCAACAUCACUAAUGAAUUGCUUCAUAUCUAAAAAGACUAAUAAAACUAGGAUUGAAAUAAAUGUUGUACCUUUAAUGUUUCAAGUGAAGAAAUACAUUAAGAAAAAUGAAAAACGCUCUCGUCUUGCUCAUUCUGCUCCUACCAAAAAUAAGGUAACAAAAGCAAAGGUGCUUCCUCCCAAGAAAAAAUCAAAGUCUGGUUUUAAAAACAAGGUGGUCAAAUCUGCACCUAAGACUUUAAUAACUCAAAAGACUAAAGCAGUCAAUGAAAGCUGCCUUCCUCUGAAAAAACGAAGAUGCCAUGUUGCUCCUGUUCAAAACCAGAAUGUGAAGCCUGUGCUUGAGCCAGUUGUCACGAAAACACCAGCAUCUAAAAAGCAAUUCAGUUUGAAAAAUUCUUUUGAUGAAACUAUUGAAGACUGUAUACGCAAACAUAUGAUGAGUGAUACUGUAGAAAGUGAGAAAAAUAUUGAACAUGCAAUGGAAGUUCGGAUGAAAAAUAAGAAAGCUAAAUGUGACAAGAAAUUAGCUUCUUCAGAGUCGAUUGAAGAGACUAUUGAUUGUUGCAUCAAGCAAUUCUCUCCAACUCCUGAAGAAACAGUUUCAGAAGAGUUAUUUUCAGACAAACAGGAAGAUUUUGCUGAUGACAUACCACUUGCAUCUUUAACUAAAAUGAAGAAUCAAAUAUUGCCUCAGACCAAUAAGAAAAGACAGGCCCAACAACAACUGAAACCCAAAGUUUCCGAUGUUUCUUUGGCAUAUAGGCAAAAACGCAAACGUCUUUUGAAGGAGGCAUGUGUACAGGUUCAGAAGAAUAAAGAGGAAUCAGAAUCGGCAGUAAACGGACAAAAGAAGAAGCGAAGGUUCAGGAAUAAAACGGGAUUCGUCCGUAUUAGAAAGAAAAAGGCAAGACCUGUAGUUCAGCAAGUAGUAGAUGUUCAAACAAAAGAUGUGAAUGCAGAUGGGGAAGUGAUUGACCUUACUCUGGAUGAUACAGUUGGAGAUGCUAUUGAAACAGUAAUCAAGUCUUCUGAGAAAGAAUCUUGUACAUCUCGAAGGAAACGUAAGAACAUUGCCCAGAAAUGUGAAAUUGAAGUUUUGGACCUUACCAGUGGCAAUGAUGAAAAUGAUGAAGACUGUACAAUUUUGAAGAAACCAAAGAUGGAUGAUGAAGAAGUUCUGGAUCCAAAGUAUCAACAAGUGAUUCAAGUAACUGAGCCGUCUUCUGGUCGGAAAUCUACUCCCAUAGAUCCCAGGAAAAAUCGUAAGCGAGAGAUCAAUUUUCCCAAAAAGAAGUUUUUGAGAGCAGGAUUGUACUCGUCAUCUUUCAAGCAAGAUAACCAUACUGUUAAGAAAUCAAAUGGCAAAAAAUCAAAAUCAAGAGAAAUAAAGGAAUAUAUACCUGAAGAUCAUGAAUUUGGUUUAAUGCCGUUGCCCAUUAAUUAUGGAAAGCAUUUCAUGGAAAAAAGAUUUGUAUACAAGUUGCCUUAUGAAAUUUGGUGGCUGUACAAAAACAAGCAGCUUGUGUACAAUGAUGAGUUGACUACCAAUUACAGGAAAAUAAGAACAAAUGUUUAUGUUGACAUUAAACCACCGACUGAUUUUAAAAAUGAUGACCCAUCUUGUAAUUGUACUCCGCCAAAAGACAAUCGAAGAAAAGGUUGUGGAGCUGAUUGUUUGAAUAGGAUGAUGUAUGUUGAAUGUUCUCCUCAAUUGUGCCCCUGUGGAGACCAGUGCUCAAAUCAGAGAAUUUUCAAACAUGAAUGGAGCCCAGGCCUUGAACGCUUCAUGACCAAAGAUCGAGGUUGGGGUAUAAGAACUACAGAAUAUAUUAGAAAUGGUGAAUUUAUUUUGGAGUAUGUCGGUGAAGUUGUCAGUGACACGGAAUUUCGCCAUCGUAUGGCAGAGCGUUAUCAAAAUGAUCAGCAUCAUUAUUGCUUGAGUUUAGAUUCUGGAACUGUUAUUGAUGGCUAUCGACUCGCUGGGGAAGGACGUUUUGUUAACCACUCAUGUGAGCCUAAUUGUGAAAUGCAGAAAUGGUUUGUUAAUGGGCAUUAUAGAGUUGCACUAUUUUCAUUGAAAGACAUCUAUCCAAAUACAGAGCUUUGCUAUGAUUACAAUUUCAUUAACUACAACUUAGAAACACAGCAAAUAUGUAGGUGUGGAAGUUCAAAAUGUCGAGGUUUCAUUGGCGGUCGUUCCCAAAAGAAAGAACGUCUAAAUGGUCAAAAUAAAGAAAAAACUAAGCAAGUAAAACAUAAAGCUGUUGUUGAUUUGAAAAAAGGACCUGGUCGACCCAAGAAAAGGAAAGAUGAUCGACCAGUAGAGAUUCAAAAAGAGCAUGUGAAAAACGAGUACCUGCCAUACAACAGACAGUCAUUUACAAUUCAAAUGAAACCUAUGUCUCAUCAGCAGAGAUGUUAUGUUCAGAAACAUCAUUGCUUUCUUCUAAGAAAUUAUGAAAAAGUUAAAAAAGCUAAAGACCAAGCAAGAGUUGCUGCUGAGAAAGAAGCAGAGCGGGAGAUGUCAGUAAAUAAACAAGAUGCUUUCCUUACUCAAUUUACUGCUUUGAAUACCUCAAGAUCUGUGAAGACAAGGAGACUUGCCAUAGCAGAAGAAAAUACAGAAUUAACUAAAACUGCUCGACUAGCUCAAGUUUUUAAGGAUAUUUUCAAAGCUGUGACAUCAUCCAAAGGUGAAGAUGGAAAUGUUUUGGCUACUCCUUUCUUUCAACUACCAACGAAAAGAAGGAAUUCUGACUAUUACAACAAAAUUAAGUUCCCAAUUGAUUUUUCAAUGAUUGAGAAGAAUAUAAUUACUGGGCAUUAUGCAAGUGUAGAAGCUUUUGAAGAUGAUUUUCUGAGGCUUUUUGAAAAUGCUGAAGAGUUUUAUGGUCGAACUUCAGAAUUUGGCUUGAAAAUUUCUCAUUUGCGUAAAUCUUAUGAAGCAGCAAAAACAGAUGCAAUGAUAUUAUUUGAAGAUAUUCUUGGAGAAGCAAUAUCCUCUGUAUUUUUAUCAUCUAAAACUGAUGACAAAUCUGAUGAAGAUGAUGAAGUUAUAAGAUGCAUUUGCAAUAUUUAUAAAGAUGAAGGUCUUAUGAUUCAAUGUGAAAAAUGCUUAGUUUGGCAACAUUGUGAUUGUGUUGGUGUUGAUGGAAAAGUUGAAAAAUAUUUGUGCGAGCAGUGUAGCGGAUUAGAGCUAUCAAAGGAAGUACUAAUGAUACCUCGACCACAUUAUGCCACUCCAGACUGUCAGUAUUAUAUAACUCUUCUAAAAGAUGAAUUACAAAUAAAACAAGGAGAUUGUGUUUAUCUUCGAUAUGAAGAAGAAGAAGGUUCGUCUUCAUGUGAAAAAGUUCAAGAUCAAAUUUUGGCUCAGGGAAUGGAAAAUGGAGAUGCUGCUGCAAGGGAAAGUCUUAGAGGAGAAAAAACAGAACAGUUGGAUAUUUUUCGUGUGGAGAGGUUAUGGAAAGAUGAAGAGAAUAAAAAGUAUGCCUUUGGACAUCAUUAUUUACGACCACAUGAAACUUAUCAUGAACCAUCUAGAAAGUUUUUUCCUAAUGAGGUGUUCAGGGUACCAUUAUAUGAAAUUAUUUCAUUUGAUUCUAUUAUUGGCCACUGCUGUGUAUUAGAUCUUCCGACUUAUUGCAAAGGACGACCGAAAGGAUACAAAGAGGAAGAUAUAUAUAUCUGUGAAUAUCGAGUUGAUAAAACUGCUCAUAUGUUCUACAAGAUAUCAAAGAUAAAGUAUCCUGUAUGUACAAAAAAAUAUGCUUUUGAUCAUUUUGAUAAGAAGUUAAAUCCUAAAAGAACUUUUGUGCCUCAUACUGUUCCUUCCGCUUACCAAAAGAAAGUAGCUUCUGACCGUGGAUCAUGUGCUGAAAGAAAAUCCUCAAAAUCUGACCUAAAUCAAAAAGAUGAAAAGAAAAAGAAAAGUCCUGUGAAAGAAAUUGAUACUAGAUUAGAAGAAACGCCAGAAAGUAGGGAGAAAAAAAGAACUCAUUUAAAUAAAUUCUUACUCAAGCUUCUGAGUCAAAUGCCAUGUAAACAGACUGUAGAUCUCUCAUACCUAUUGGAUGGGAGUUUAGGUAAAAGAAUACGAAGGAAAACAAAUCUAUCUUUAAGCUGAGUGUAGUAGUUCGCCUAGUGGCGAACGUAUUAAAUUAUAACUAUUGUGCCAGUUGAGAUCUGCUACUGUCUGCUCAUGCACUGCCUGAAUCUGCAUUGGUGCAGUGUAGCCUACUUCCCAACAGACGAAGUUGAUGUCCUGUGUUCGGCGCCUGCUCCAAUUUGCUGAUCUGACGAUUUCGUGAUAUGUACAGCAGUAAUUUUCAAAUCAGAAAUGUAUGUUUUUAAAUGUAUUGCAUCUGUGUUGUAGGCAUUUUGCCAGUUUGAGUUUUAAUCAUGAAUUGUUGUUUGUCCCAUCAGUUUCAUGUCCACUUUUUGUCAGUCAUCAUGACAAGAUGGUUAGCAUGCUUUUAACAUAGGUAAAAUGUUUAAGUAUUGGGUAAUUUUAUGAGAAAAUGUUCAUUCCAUUUUAUUGUCAUUGUAAUGUCUCAUGAAAUAAUGUGCUGCAUUAUUUCUAUUUUAAUAUCUAUCAUAAUCAAAAACAUUUGUUGUUUGAUUCAUUGUGAACUUCAGAAAGUAU